Messenger RNA from Clupea harengus (Atlantic herring), 4665 nucleotides. RefSeq names its product LIM domain only protein 7. Gene Ontology annotation, biological process: regulation of signaling; regulation of cell adhesion. Lineage: Eukaryota; Metazoa; Chordata; Actinopteri; Clupeiformes; Clupeidae. The record is from RefSeq and is a predicted model, not a curated record. The transcript has 28 exons. Bases 158 to 4564 code for a protein of 1468 amino acids. Gene Ontology annotation, molecular function: protein binding.
UGUGUGUGUGUGUGUGUGCGCGAGCGAGAGAAUUGAUACGACUCUGUGCAACUGCUCCUCAAACAAACGGUGUCAUUAAACAAAUGCGGGUAUCUAUUUAUCUGAGUUUGUGAUAUUCAAAGCACGGAGUGCUGGCUGACGUGUCAUAAUAAGGUGGAUGAGACGGGAAGAAACCAACAGGAGACUAAAAAACGUGCUCAUCACACUGUACUGGCUGGGCAGGAAGUCCCAGGCUGACCCCUUCUACCCCGGACCCGUACUGAACCUGAAGGCGUUCGAGGGGCUGCUAGGAAUCGCCCUGUCUAAGGUGCUGGAGGACUCGUGUCCCCGCUGGAGUGUGCGUGACAGUGGCUACAGCGAGAGCUGGUACCCAGACAAGGAGGAGCUGCUGGCGCUGCAGCAGGCCAGCUACCGCAGGGAGGACUCCGUGGAGAGCCUCGACUCGGUGGGGUCCCGCACCCUUAGCGUCACCUCGGACAACACGCUCCGAGCCGGGAGUGAAGGCUGUGGUAGUGACGCGGAGGCCGAACAGGGCUUCAGGAUGUCAGACAUGCGAGAGAUGAGAGCACGGGGGUACAUGCCCACGCCCCUCCGCAGGAAACGGUGCGAACCGCACGAGGAGGACAACAGGACCAGCCCCCUCAUCAGAGCGAGCCCGGCGCGGGGGGUCAUAGUGCACCCUGACCCCGAGUCGACCCCUCCGGCGGUGGCGUUCCUUCAGCGCGUGCGAGAGUACGGCAGCGAGAGCGACUCGGACGGCGAGCGGCCCGAGCCUGACCUCGUCAGUGACGACCUGGCCAGCCGCCGCUUCCGGGCCCCUCCGCCCGCCGCCCCCUUCAACUUUGCAGUGCCCAUACGGGUCCGGGGCCCACGCCCGUUACCCAGGGCAACGCCCAGAACCCCGGGGUCGUGGGUGGCCGUGUCCGAUGCCUCGAGACUCUACUCGUCCACGAGCCCUCCAAGGAGUUCAUGGAGUUCUGAAUGCGUCAGCCAUUUUGACAGCAGCGGCACGGUCUCCCCUCGCUCGUCUGAACGCGAGACCGCGACCUCCGUGACCUCCGCGACCUCCGCGACCUCCGACCCCAAGGAGGAGCUCUUCCUGCAGGCGCUGCACCGCCACAUGGCCGACUACGGCUCCUCCUCCUCCUCAGAGGACGAGGAGCGGCGGGCCAGCAGCGACCCCGACCCCGUGACGGACGACCUCUACGCGCGCCGCGUGGGCCACAGCCUGCACCUGACCUCCAGUAACCCCGAGGCCGCCCGCUUCCUGCCCAAGCACUGGACCCCCGAGGAGGACGCCCACGUGCGACGCAUCCAGCUGGGCUCGCAGAGACGGCCCUGGUACAAGAAGCUCCAGGGCUUCAGCCGUAAGAAGUCUGGCUCGGAGGACGAUGAUGACUGUGAUUAUGACCUCACACCUUGGCUUGCUGGACCUGCUCGCCCCUCCUCCGCACCCCCUAAAGCCCCUCCCACCCAGAGUAAGUCCCUGAGUGACAUCCCUCUGGGCUCGUUGCCGUUGGCGACGCCUCACCUCUACCGCUCCUCGUUGACCUUUGACAUCAGCGCGGAGGCGGCGGCCGCUGGACAGAUGAGGCAGGAGCACCUCCGCAGAAUCCAGGGGCGCAUCAAGGAGACCGAGGCCAAGUGGCAGGAGGACCUGACACGCUGGAAGGACCGUCGACGCAGUGCCAACUCUGACCUCCACAAGAAGAGGGAGGAGAGGGAGCCGUCGGGAGCAUAUGGGGGGGAAGCCGAGAGCAGUGAGCAGGAGGCCCAUAGCAACAGUGUCAGUGCCGCCACCUGCCACUCUUCAUACACACACACUCUCGCACACACACCCCACCUGCAGCAGCAGCAGCACGAGGCCGACCCCGACCCCACACCCCGCUCACGUGCUCUGCUGUCCCGCGCUCUUGCCGUGGACCUCCCCAGGACCGAGACCACCUCCAGAGGACGCCUGCCUCCCUCCCAGCCCGCGGCCCAGGGAGAGAGCCUCCCGCUGGGCAGCCUGCCCUCGGACCUGGCCUGUACCCCCACCACCCUCGGCUCCAGCGCUGCCAUGCCGGGGCUCACAGGCAGCAGCGGCGGCGCCCCCAGCAGGAUGCCGACGGGUACCCCACCCUACCAGGUGACGGGGGCGCCCCACAACUCCAACAGCACGCCCCCCCCACCCCUGGGCCCCGUCCCCAACGCCAUGAAGGUCCACUGGAACAGCCCCGUCUCCUCCAGUCUGACGGGGACCCCCGUGGCGCGGGCUGCAGGGCCCCAGUACCCCUCCGGUGCCGACCCAGACCCCCUGGAGGAGCUGCGGGGAGCCGCCCCCUUCUACAGACCCGGGACCCCCGCGGCGAAGCCGUUGGGCGGGGGGGGCGCCAGGAUGUCUGCCACCCUCCCCAGGGGCUUCCGGAGGUCCGAGGCCAGCUCGUGCCUCUCUGCUGGGGUGACUCCCAGGCCCUUUGGGGCCAAGCCCUCCAGAGUGUCCCUGUCUAAACUCUACGCGAAGGACGACUCCCAUAAAAGCCUGAUGAGCGACCCAAAGGAGCGUUCUCUCUUCACCAGUCUGCCUGCCCCCUACGGAAAGGUCGCGACCUUUGCAGAUUUGGAGCAACCUUUGGCUCCGCCCCUGCAGAGUAGUCCCAAGCAGGAGAGAAGGCAGGAGGAGGAGGGGCUCAGAGGGGGGCGGACCUCUGCCCCCGUCAACCUAUCAUCAUCAUCAUCCGCUUCCAAAUCCACCGCAUCACUUCCUGAUUACUCAACUGGACCUCAGACCGCUGAGACGGAGGUGCUUCACAGUGACAUGCGAGUCAGUCUGAACCAGAGACCCAACAGCGCCACAGACUUUGGCUUCCAGACCCACUGGGAUUCCACAGGAGCACGCAUCACCUCCGUCCAGCCAGGCACCCCAGCGGAGUUGAGCCAUCUGCGCGUGGGCGAUGAGAUCCUGUCGGUGACCGGGCACAGCGUGGCACACAUGAGCUACAACCAGUGGAAGGGCAGCAUGGCCGACGCGCUCGCCAAGGGGACCCUCUUCAUGGACCUGCGCCGCCACGGACACACUGACUGGGGCUGGAGCGGCCAUCCUUCCCUGCCGUUUAAAAGCCAUAAGACCCUCAAUCUCACCAGUGCGGAUUCAACACUUGUAGGUCGCCCCGAGCACUACGUCAACGUCAGCAAGGAGCUCGGCGCCUCGGCAACCUCCGCCGGCAAACCCUUAACCAACGGUGUGGCGCUCAACGGUGUGGGGCCCUCACAAAUGAAUGGAGGUUUACAUGACGACGCUGUGGCUUUGAAGAACAAAGGAGGAUCAGAGUCUGCCAUAUCUGACCUGCAGGUGCCGUCCAUCAGCGCGUCGUCCUCCCGCUGGUCGUGGGACCCUGAGGAGGAGAGGAAGAAGCACGAGACGUGGCAGAGAGAGCAAGAGCGCCUCCUGCAGGAGAAGUACCAGCGUGACCAGCAGAGGCUGGAUGAUGAGUGGCGACGAGCCCAACAGGAAGUGGGUGGUGACGGCGGUAACCAUGGUGACGGGCUCAGGGGGGCAGAGGAGCACAGAGCCUUUGAGAUGGCCAAUGGCGGCACUCCUCUGGCCUUCUCCAGCCAAUCUGCUUCCUCUACAUUUGUGUCCUCCAAUCAGUAUGUAGAGGAGGAGGGGCCAGUGAAGACGAGGGAGGAGCCAGUACAGAGUGCAGAGGGGUCUUCGUCAAAGGAAGCCGGGCUAGAUGUGUGUGGAGGCUUCAGGACCAAUCAGUGGCCUGAUGGGGCGUACGUCUUUGCCACGCUGGCAGACGCAGACAGGACCAAGUCCAAGUCCACCCCAACACUGGACUCCAUUCAUCAGCAGGAACAAAGAGGUCCUGUCGGGGAGUGGCCUGAGGAGAAGAAGCUUGGCCAGCAGAUGUCCCAGGGGGAGUUUGAGCGUCAGCAGAUCCUGGACGAGAUGAAGAAGAGGACGCCACUCCACAGGGACAGCAGCUGGAUCCGCCAACGCAGCAGCAGCAGCAGCUUCGCCAAGGAGCCCGUCGCCCUGGGCAACGACCCCGUCAGGAGGGUUGAGUCCCUGGAUGACCUCCACAGCAGCAGUGCCUACACCUGGCCCUCCUCGGCCGGCCCCAACCCCAUGCGCCCGCACUCUGCCCUGGGCAGCUGCGGCGGGUACCGGGGCCCUGGCCGCUACAGCAUGGGACCGCCGGGUGGCGGCGGUGGCGGUGGAUCCUCCACCCUCCCCGCCUCGCUCUCCGCCAGCUGCCUGAGGCAAGGGCCCUGGGCCCGGGCUGCCACCCCCUCCCCCACCCCCCUCAUGGAGGAGGCCUCUAGAUCCCCACCGCGCAUGAGCAGGCCCCUGAGUGGCAGAAGGAUGUGUACCCGCUGUGAGCGGCCCCUGGCGAAGGGCGCUGCCAUGGUGAUUGAGUCCCUGGGCCUCUGCUUCCACCUGGCCUGCUUCAAGUGCGUCAGCUGCAGAAGUGAGCUGCGACGCCCCGGUCCUGGAUCUCAGGUGCGGAUCCGAAACAGACAGCUCUUCUGUGACUCCUGCUACGAACGAGUCCGAACCCGCCCCCUGCCCAAAUGACCAGAAUGCAUUGCAGCAGAUCCAGGAGACGCCCUCAGCUGCUGACCCAUGACGCUCAGCAACCUCAAAUAUAAUAUAUAUAUACACACACACACACACAC